ACAUUCUCUUGUUGUGUAAUUAGGAACUUAAAGUAACUCCGCAGUCAUUUAGCUCCUCUGACAGCGGCGGUGUGUUGUGUGCAUAUACUUACUGAAGAGUAAUAAAUCCCUUACAUUUUAACCAAACCUUCUCACACCUGUGUGUGGUGCAAGUGGAGUUUGAUCUUUUGGUGAGUGAAAGAAACCUUGUGACAGACGCAAGCUUCCUGGGGUCAUCCUCACAUUAUUUGUGACGCCCAUAUAUUAGGGAAAACAACACAGGACAGUGCAGCUGUGGAAGGACACUCUGUGUGGCCACUUGCAAAAAAGAUGUUUGACCUUACCACAGGAUAUCAAUGGACCAAUACGACUCAGUCUCCAUCGCCCUCUCCUGGGGCAGGAACCACUCUGGUCACUGUGGAUAUAGUCGUGCUGGUGAUCUACUUCCUGCUGGUGCUGGCAGUGGGAUUCUGGUCUAUGUGGAGAACACAGCGCAGUACAGUGGAUGGAUACUUCCUGGCUGGGAAGAGCAUGACCUGGUGGCCUGUCGGUGCCUCCCUGUUUGCCAGUAACAUUGGCAGUGGUCAUUUUAUUGGGUUGGCAGGUUCAGGAGCUGCAGCAGGAAUUGGGGCAAUUGCAUAUGAAUGGAAUGGUAUGCUGAUGGUACUGCUGCUGGGAUGGCUCUUCCUGCCCAUUUACAUUGCCUCUGGGGUAACAACAAUGCCAGAAUACUUGCAAAGGAGAUUUGGUGGGAGAAGAACACAGUUAUUUAUAGCUGUCCUGUCCUUGUUUAUUUACAUUUUCACAAAGAUAUCAGUGGACAUGUAUGCUGGGGCUUUGUUUAUACAGCUCGCUUUAAAGUGGAAUAUCUACCUGGCUGUUUUGCUGCUGCUGACAAUCACCGCCCUCUACACAGUAGCAGGUGGCCUGGCUGCCGUCAUCUACACGGAUGCUGUGCAGACUGUUAUCAUGGUGAUAGGAGCUCUCAUCCUCAUGGGUUUCAGCUUUGCUGAGGUUGGAGGCUGGAAUGCUCUGAUGGAGGGAUACAUGCACGCCAUACCAUCCAUCCGUGUGCCAAACUCAACCUGCGGCAUCCCUCGACAUGACGCAUUCCACAUAUUCAGAGACCCAGUGAACUCUGACCUGCCUUGGCCUGGGGUCAUCAUUGGCAUGUCAAUCCCUUCAAUGUGGUACUGGUGUUCUGACCAGGUGAUAGUGCAGCGCUCUCUUGCUGCGAAGACACUGACACAUGCGAAGGGAGGCUCACUGCUGGCUGCUUAUCUAAAGAUUCUGCCUUUCUUUAUUAUUCUGCUGCCUGGCAUGAUCAGCAGGAUACUCUUCACAGAUGAUGUGGCGUGUGCAGAUCCUGACAUUUGCAAUGAGAUCUGUGGCAACCCAGUGGGUUGUACAGAUACGGCCUAUGCCAGACUGGUCAUGGAACUGCUGCCUGCAGGAUUGAGGGGUUUGAUGAUGGCAGUGAUGAUUGCUGCCCUCAUGUCCUCGUUGACCUCCAUCUUCAACAGCGCCAGCACCAUUUUCACCAUUGACCUAUGGAAGACUUUUAGAUCCCGUGCAUCUGAGUGGGAGCUCAUGAUUGUGGGAAGGGUGUUUGUGCUGGUGCUGGUGGUUGUGUCGGUGCUGUGGAUUCCUGUUGUUCAGGCCAGUCAGGGUGGGCAGCUCUUUAUCUACAUCCAGUCCAUCAGCACCUACCUCCAGCCCCCAGUGUCCAUCAUCUUCCUCACGGGCUGCUUCUGGAAGAGGACUAACGAAAAGGGUGCAUUCUGGGGCCUCACUAUCGGUCUGCCGGUGGGCUGCAUCCGCAUGGUGUUGGACUUCAUUUACCCUGCGCCUCUUUGCAAUGAGGAGGAUAGCAGGCCUGCUGUGAUAAAAGACGUCCACUACCUCUAUUUCUCCAUGUUGCUGUCCUUUAUCACCCUGAUUGUGGUGGUCGUAGUCAGCCUGGCCACAGAGAAACCAAAGCCGGAGCAGAUCAGUCGCCUUACCUGGUACACAAGGUUUGACCCAGUGGAACCCAGGGAGCAUGUGUUCACAGUGACAGGGAGCAGUAGGACCAUUGACGUGAUCACAGAUGAGAUGGGCGUUGAAGGGAAAGAGCAGCAGGACAGCAACAACGGAAAAACAUGUCAUCACAGGAAAGAUUCUUCAUCUUCUGUGUCCAGCGUCCAAAGCCAGUCCAGGCUGAUAUCUGCCUUCUACUGGCUGUGUGGGAUGGAAAGACGGAGGGAAGGAGCGAACAAUCCUGUGGUGACUCCUGCGCCCGAACAAAGCAGGAUCUGUUCUUUGCAAGAAAAGCCACGUCUGCGAAUCAUUGUCAACGUCAACCUCAUCAUUUGUCUCUCUGUUGCGUUCUUUAUCAUUGGCUACUGGGCAUGAAGAGCAGGUAACAGCACUUUUAAUGGACACGUGGGUGGUGAAACUGUAAAUUAAGAUGCAUCCACAGUGCGACAAUUCACCUCAAAUAAAGUACAUCUUAAACAUUAAA
This is a messenger RNA of Solea senegalensis (Senegalese sole), 2482 nucleotides long. RefSeq names its product solute carrier family 5 member 11 (gene slc5a11). Gene Ontology annotation, biological process: transmembrane transport. NCBI's taxonomy places the organism in Eukaryota, Metazoa, Chordata, Actinopteri, Pleuronectiformes, Soleidae. The transcript has 16 exons. Gene Ontology annotation, cellular component: plasma membrane. The record is from RefSeq and is a predicted model, not a curated record. The coding region runs from base 310 to 2373 and encodes 687 amino acids. Gene Ontology annotation, molecular function: D-glucose:sodium symporter activity.